Cololabis saira (Pacific saury) is the source of this 1711-nucleotide messenger RNA. It is a transcript of the gene bet1, whose product is annotated as Bet1 golgi vesicular membrane trafficking protein. The record is from RefSeq and is a predicted model, not a curated record. The coding region runs from base 128 to 466 and encodes 112 amino acids. Lineage: Eukaryota; Metazoa; Chordata; Actinopteri; Beloniformes; Belonidae. Gene Ontology annotation, molecular function: SNAP receptor activity. The transcript is spliced from 4 exons. Gene Ontology annotation, cellular component: SNARE complex; Golgi trans cisterna. Gene Ontology annotation, biological process: endoplasmic reticulum to Golgi vesicle-mediated transport; vesicle fusion with Golgi apparatus.
GGCCGCCGUAUGAUGUCGUGGCGUUUGUUGCGUCCACAGUUAAGACAACUAUUCCUCCAAUCUCCGGGUUUUAUUGCUUUCUUUCUCAACACGAAUACAUUUACGAUAACAUCUUCAGUGGGUCAAGAUGAGGCGCGCCGGUUUAGGUGAAGGAGGGCCUGGAAAUUAUGUAGCGAGUGGAUACAGCGUUUAUGAAGAGGAAAACGAGCACCUACAGGAAGGACUGAAAGCUAAAGUUAACGCCUUGAAAAGUCUGUCCAUUGACAUUGGAACUGAAGUCAAAUACCAAAACAAAAUUUUAGAGGAUAUGGACACAGACUUUGACUCGACGGGCGGACUGCUCGGAGCCACCAUCGGCAGAGUCAAGCGGCUGUCCAGAGGCAGUCAGACCAAACUCCUGUGCUACAUGCUGCUCUUCUGCUUGUUUGUCUUUUUUGUCCUGUAUUGGUUCCUCAAGUUGAGGUGAUGAGAACAGCGUUUUGGAGGUGGCCCCUCUAGUUCCACAUCUUCAGGAAGUGAGGAUGAUCAAGAAAGACAGGCAAUUUUUAUUAAAUGACUUGGCUUUAUGUGCUCAAGUCUCUGAAGUUUUACCCACAAUGAUACCAAUUUGAGUAGAAAAAUGAUCCAGAAAAAAUUGUGUUUAUUGUAAUCUGAAUAAGUAAAACUGGUAAAGUGAGAUGGAAAGGUCUAAGAUGAUAUGCGAAAACAUCCUGUAUUCAGUUUAAAUACCUGAAGCAGCAUCAGUGUUUGUAUUUGCUUUAUGAACGGAUCGCCUGAAAUACAGAGAACAUGCUAGAUUUAAUGAACAAUGGAGAAAGAUCCCACUGUCAUUAUUUUCCUUUUUUUUCCCUCCUGUCCUGUGAACUUUUAGUUUAUUGUUCAGUACAUUGUAAGUAUUUCAAGUUUUAUAAAGAUAUGAGCACACAGUCCAGGGCGUUUGUGUUCAGGACUGAGCGGCUAUAGGCAGGAUUCUGUGCAACGAAGGGACACAUCGCUGGGCUCGACCUGGUUUGUUUGGCAGAGCCAAACUCCUAAAAAUGGAUAACAAGGCAGUUAACUGUGAACAACACCAAAACACCUAAAAAGAUGUAUUAAAGUUGUGACAUAGUCCAAGGGGCCAUGGAUCCAGGACAUUUUGAGCUCUCGACCCCCAAGCACUUUGAAACGCCUGAAGUAAUUUCUAUAUUUUGUAACUCAGAAUGGAAAAACUGAGACGGGACUUAACUGCGUGGAGAACAUAAUAAUUAUAUGUCCUAAAUGACUUUUAUGCACACACCUUUUCUAAUGCUGAGCUCCUCUUUCAUAGUUAACUAAGCCCCAGUUAUUCACUCUGAAAUAUCGUGUCCUCCAAGGUAGUAGUGUUGUCUGUUUCAGUCACUGUCCAGAAAAAGAAAACAAGCGGUCAUUCAUUUUCUACUUCUUUGGGUUUAAAAUAGAUGUAAUUUCUGUAAACUGCAUUAAAAAUCAUCAGCAUCAAAAAUUAGACAAGUUACUUAAGUGGUAAAAUAUGGCUUUAUUCAAUUUCAUUAUUGAAUUGUUAGAAAUUUACAAAUCACUAAAAUGUACAUUUGUUAGGUUCAUUUCAAUGUCAUGACUGACUGUUUUUUUCUUCUCGAUGCACACGCACCAACUCAAGUGCAAACAUUAGCCCAGUAUAUUGUUUAAUCUUUGUAAAAAUGUUAUUAAUGUAAAUAAAACUUUAUGAUCAGAA